CACGACAUUUUUCGACAAUUUACGACAAACCUGCUUAGUGGGUCUCUUGGCGAAGUCAUGGCGUCCGGAGGAGGAGAGUCAUCUGCACAACACGACGCAGAACUGGAUGAAUUACUGGACAGUGCGUUGGAUGACUUUGACAAGACAUCAGCCCCUCCGGCCCCUGAUCCUGCUUCUGCUUCCUGCUCAGCGAACAGCGAUGUACAGAAGCCGCCCAUCCUUGAGGACUCAAAACUCUUUGAGACCCUCUUUGAGGGAGAAAUGGCUGCUCAAGCCAAGGAGGAGUGGGAGAAGGCCAUGACUGAGCUGGCACAGGAGGAGCCAGAGUUACUGCAGCACUUCCAUAAGCUGUCAGAGGCUGCAGGCAAAGUUGGAAGUGACACGGCCUCCCAACAAGAAUUCACCUCUUGUCUCAAAGAAACUCUCAAGGGGAUGGCCAAAAAUGCAGACAACCUGCAGUCAGCAGGACUGGCAGGAGAUGAUCUUGUGAAAGCGCUAGAAGGUCUGGGUUUGGAGGAGGGCAGCGAAGGAGGCGGGGAAGACGGAAACAUUCUGCCCAUCAUGCAGUCCAUCAUGCAGAAUCUUCUGUCAAAGGAAGUGCUUUAUCCAUCUCUCAAAGAGAUCACUACCAAGUAUCCAGAGUGGUUGGAUGCAAACAAGCCAAGCCUUAGUCCAGAAGACUACCAGCGUUAUGAACAGCAGGCCAAAAUCAUGGGAGAGAUCUGUGCAGGCUUUGAGAAGGAGGAAGAGGCCACAGAAGAUAAAGAGAGCAUGUUUGAGGGCGUCAUGGAACUGAUGCAACAGCUGCAAGACCUGGGCCAACCACCUAAAGAACUAGCGGGUGAUGCGCCUGCCGGAUUGAACUUUGACAUGGAAUCGCUCUUUCUCCCCGGUGGAGCCGGGGCCGGUGCCGGUGCCGGGGCUACAGAGCAGUGCUCAAUCAUGUGAUGAAGUAGCAGCGCAUUCCAUCCGAAGCACUGGUGCCAGAGGGUCACUCUGUACACGUCAGCAGUGAAGACGAAAUAAGGAAGGGGCGACAGCGUGUGAGGCAGGGGUCAAGCAGGAGUGUGACCAGACCUUCAACACCGUUCUCCCUCUAGUCGAUGGUGUGGGUUUGGCAGAAAACAUCAGGUGGAGGCAUGAAAACCAGCCGUAGCACCACACACGAACCUCUGUAAAACCACGGAAUGCACAGCUCAAUUUAGACUUUCUUUUUCGACGUCCUUUUUUCAUCAUCGUUCAUUUUAACAGCAUUUCUUUAAGAGGAACAUGCCACUGCCCCUUUUUCUAUGUUGUUUUUACAUACAGUUUAGUAUCUUGGUAAACAUUUAUCAAACCGUGUGACGGGUAUAAACUGUGCCUUUUGCAGAAUUACGUUAAUAUUCCACCAUCAUUCAGCUGAGCACUUCAUAUUAUAGUUUUAAUGUAGUGUGAAUUUGACAGAUUUUCCAUCUUACUGUGUCUGAUAUUUAAUAUCACUUGGUAACACAUCUUUGUACAGACUGCAAAGGAUUUGAAUUAACGAGUUAUUAAAUUACUAACAUGUGAAGUAAUGAGAAAAUAUGUUGGGUGCAUUUAUUAAUUAUUUAAAAAAAGAAAAAAGACGAGAGUAUUCAAUUCCCAGCACUUUCUGUGAUUAAGCUAAUUUAACCACACCCUUAAUGUGAGUGUUGUUCCCCAUUCCCAGGUAUUGGCUUGAAAUGAUUGAGAAGGUGAUUCCCGGAUGCCUUUGCUUUGGUUACAGUGAUCAUUAUAGCGUAGAGUUACAGUGCAUAGUGCUUCCCUUGUGAUUCCCAGUGUUUUAAAUGUGCAGAGUGGUGUUUUCUUUGGUAUGGGGUCCCUGCGAGGAAAGAAAAACAGUUGAGUGGUAUUCAGGAGUGUUUACCUCCGCUAUGUGUAUCUUCUGUUCCCUCUGUUAAAAGUACAUAUUGUUCUUUUUCAAAGAAAACUGACAGGCAGAUUAAUAAGCAUUGUGUUUAUCCACACAAGGAGAGGGAAAUGUGUGUAAUUCUUGCAGAAGACCUGUAAUCUACAGAUUUGUUUACUUCUAACAGCGGUAUUUUCACCGGCUGCUGUUGCUAGUGGACAAAAGUUUACUACUGUUUCUACAGAGAGAGGUCUAGAAAUGUCAUGACCAUCAGCUCAUCAAUAACUGUAUAAUAAUGGGGCACUACUGUGAAUGGAUUCAGCUGGCCAUGCACUGAAACGAGAUCCAUAAAGCCCUGCAGUUGUAAUCAAACUCUUCACCUUUCAGGGUCUACGCUAACAUUUCCAGAGCAAUGUUUAAAAAAAAUACAGCCUAAUGUUUGACACUUUUGAUUUGUAAAUUUACAAAAUAAAAUUAUAUAUUGCAACUUAAA
This is a messenger RNA of Solea solea (common sole), 2360 nucleotides long. It is a transcript of the gene pex19, whose product is annotated as peroxisomal biogenesis factor 19. The record is from RefSeq and is a predicted model, not a curated record. Gene Ontology annotation, biological process: protein import into peroxisome membrane. The transcript has 8 exons. Gene Ontology annotation, cellular component: peroxisomal membrane; peroxisome. The coding region runs from base 58 to 948 and encodes 296 amino acids. Lineage: Eukaryota; Metazoa; Chordata; Actinopteri; Pleuronectiformes; Soleidae.